This is a messenger RNA of Serendipita indica DSM 11827, 3009 nucleotides long. The record is from the annotation of a GenBank genome assembly. Lineage: Eukaryota; Fungi; Basidiomycota; Agaricomycetes; Sebacinales; Serendipitaceae.
AUGGUAUCGAGUGCAUUGGAUCAAUAUCUCGCAGAAAACGGCAACGGUGAAACGUUCGACAGCGUCCUUGCCAAACCGCCAAUCAAGGAACCCGCCCAGUUCGAUGGCUCGCAUCCCUUGACUGAUUAUUUCAUAUCCUCGAGCCAUAAUACGUAUCUCCUUGCGAAUCAACUCUAUGGAGCGGCCUCUGCUCAGGCAUAUACCACCGGUAUGUCCCAAUCUCCGCCUAUCGAUCCAAGGAUCGUCGACGCUUCGCUUUCGAUUCUUAUACCUGAUUCCGUGAUUCGAACUGAAACGAAUCCAGCUUUACAUGGCUUGGCCGCCAGAUCACCCGCCAAAUGCGUCGAAAUCGACGUGUGGCAUACCAAGAAAAAGGGGCUCAUUAUCACUCAUGGACAUACCUUGACAGGAAGUAUCCCGUUCAAGGAAGCGGUAGAAGCUAUCGGCAACUCAGUUGGAGACACCGAUCUCCCAGUCUUCAUCAGUCUGGAAUGUCACGUCGAGGCUCAGGAUCAACCCGAGCUUGUGAACAUCUUGAAAGGCGUCUUAGGAAACAAGCUUGUCACUGCAAAGUUGGAGCAUCUGGAAGGAAAGGUGACCCCCGACGACCUACGCGGACGAGUCGUGUUGAUGGUCGAAUGGUACCCUCCUCCUGGAGAUGCGGCAGAGGCUAUCAUCAAACCGGAUGAGGAUACGUCCUCUUCGAGCUCGGAGAGUGACGAUGACGACGAGGACGUCAAGGAAAUGCAACAGUUUAAAAAGACGCACACUGGUGGUGUCGCGAAGAUCAGUGCACCACUCGAGGCCCUUGGAUUUUAUGCAAACAGCAUCAAGCCAAAAGAUGGCUGGCUCGAGAGAAAGAUUAUCAAUCCCCUUCAUGUUCUAAUCAACAUUUCCGAGAGUGCUCUUCUUUCUCUGCUCAAGAUACCCGAGAACCAUGCAAGGCUGGCGGAACACGGGCAGCAUCAUCUUCGCCGAUGCUAUCCCAAGGGACUCCGCGUCAAGUCUGGCAACCUCAAUCCGCUACCCUUCUGGGCUUGUGGCACGCAUGUAGUUGGGAUCAACAUGCAAAAGUGGGACAAAGGUCAUCAUCUCAACGCUGCCCUGUUCCGGGAUACUCAAGGCUACGUGCUAAAGCCCGAGAGUCUCCGUGGAGGGCCAAAGAGAACAGGAAAAUGCCAUCUCAAGCUUACUGUCAUCGGCGGGGAUGAUAUCCCUCACGGCGAACAAGCCAAGACUCGCUCAAUCUAUGUCGUCGCAGAAUUGCACACUCCCAGCGGCAAGGAUCAGAAAUGGAAGAGCAAGACCAUCAAGGACCAUGAUGGAGAUCCAAUGUUCAAUCAAGGCUUUGAAUGGACCUUUGACAAUGAAGACCUGAUCUUCAUUAGGCUCGAGCUCAAGAAGGACGAAUGGGGAUUUGACGACAUCAUCGCAUCGUAUACGGCUCAAGUCGAUCGACUUGCAAAUGGUCUGCAUUUCUGGCCCAUGUUUGAUCAGGAGAAGGGGAUGCCGAGUGUUGGCCGGCUGUUAGUCAACGUCGAGUAUAUUGCUGACGAGUCCGUAUCCCUCGACGGCGUGGAAUUUAGCUCUUUGCCAAGUGGGAUUCAUGGAGUGGAAAAGGAUGUAAUUUAUCUGACUACGGGCGUCUACCAAGGCUGCUGCGUCUAUCGUCGAAUUCCUUCAGACGAGGAGGGGACGAGGGGCGCACGAAUGAUUUCUAUAGGCGUACUCGUCGCCCAAUCUACUCGCCCGCGGCCCUGGAAUCACAUCGACGCGUUGAAGCGCUUUGCCGUUCGUUUGGAAGAUGAUUUGAAAGAAAGAGAGUGCUUGAAAGAAUACUUCGAGGAGAGAAAGGUAUUAAACUUGGAUCUACCAGAGGAAGAAACCUGGAAUGGUUGGGAGGCUGAGCUAUCCAGAGCGACGAUGGAUCACCCAGCGUUUCAUCUGUCGCACGUCCUGCAUGUCCUAGGCAUUUCGUCCUUGACCCUCUUCAAGCAUGCCCUGGGUCGCCGAAGAAUACUUAUUUACACUCACCCUCCUGUCGAGUCCGCAUGCCUACUUGCACAAUUGGCGGCUGUGAUUUCUACUGGGGAAGAAGGCAUCAUAGGCGUGCAUGAGAGGCGGAUCACAGUAUUAGGAUUAGUUGGCCUUACCGACCUUGCAAGAAUAGAGCAAGAGACUGCUCGUGGCAAUGGUUGGAUUGCUUGCACUACCGAUGCCAUUUUCUUGGAGAAACCUAAAACGUAUGAUCUCUUGAUUGAUUUAAUGAACCCUGCACAACUCCGCCCACAUCGGCCGUCUCUUUCCAUCUCGCGAGCGGUCGAAGGCAGUGGUCCUCCGAGCUACAAGCUACAAUCCGUCCGCUUCACCUGGUCCGACUUCAAGUUGUGGACAGAACUGGAAACGAUUCUUGAAUCUGAUCCAGAUCAUUCCCAUCCAUUCGAAGCUCCUGGAUCUGCAAAGGCAAGAUGGUCCGACCCUUGGAGUGUCUAUGACGAUAUUUGCAUGGUUUGCGCUGGAAUAUGGGCAGGCUGGAAGCCAACACCUUCAAUCAAACUUGAAGAUAGCCCUAGACAGCGUCCGAGUCGCUCGUCGUCGCAAAGUACCGGCAUCACAGCCAACACUAGCCAAUCGGGAACACAGAUGAGGCCCUCGGCGGAUAUGAAAAAGUCGAGACGUUCUUCGGUCGAUCCACGACUAGGAACACUCUCGAGCACCCCGACCACAAACCACACGGUCACGACGCUUAGCCUUUUGUCGGCAUUUCACAAUCAUACAGCCUUCCUCCUCUCUCGACUCGCCCAGGUGGCACCAUCGAACGCCGACGCAUCAUCGUUGUCCUCAAAUCCCAUUAUCAUCGGGCCGAGAGAGAUGGUGGCAUUCGAUUUGGGUCCCGGGAGCGAUCUCGAUGCGAGAUUCGUGGAGUGGCUGGGUGAAACGCGAGGUCAGCGUCUCAAGGUCAAACGGGGUUGGAAGGAUAUCAUCAGUUUCUUUUUGGGGUUCACUUGA